UUUGAUGCAUCUCUUUACAGGUCCUUAGCUGUUGGCAGUAAGUCAGGUUACAAAUUCUUCUCUCUUUCUUCUGUGGACAAAUUGGAGCAGAUCUAUGAAUGCACUGACACGGAAGACGUGUGCAUCGUGGAGAGGCUGUUCUCCAGCAGCCUGGUGGCCAUAGUUAGCCUUAAAGCCCCACGCAAGUUGAAAGUCUGCCACUUCAAGAAAGGGACUGAGAUUUGCAACUACAGUUAUUCCAACACAAUUCUGGCUGUCAAACUCAAUAGACAGAGGCUAAUAGUAUGUCUGGAAGAGUCUCUUUAUAUACACAACAUACGAGACAUGAAAGUACUGCACACGAUCAGGGAGACUCCUCCCAACCCUGCAGGUUUGUGUGCAUUGUCAAUAAACAAUGACAACUGCUACCUGGCUUACCCAGGGAGUGCAACCAUCGGAGAAGUGCAAGUCUUUGAUACCAUCAAUCUGAGAGCAGCAAAUAUGAUCCCAGCUCAUGAUAGUCCCUUGGCAGCAUUGGCUUUUGAUGCAAGUGGUACUAAACUUGCCACAGCAUCAGAAAAGGGGACAGUGAUCCGAGUAUUUUCCAUUCCAGAGGGACAGAAAAUCUUUGAAUUCCGAAGGGGAGUGAAGAGGUGUGUGAGCAUCUGCUCAUUGGCUUUCAGCAUGGAUGGUAUGUUUUUGUCUGCAUCAAGUAACACGGAGACGGUGCAUAUCUUCAAACUCGAGACUGUGAAAGAAAAACCUCAGGAAGAGCCUACUACCUGGACAGGUUACUUUGGGAAAGUGCUGAUGGCCUCCACAAGCUAUCUGCCUUCUCAAGUCACAGAAAUGUUUAACCAGGGCAGAGCCUUUGCUACGGUCCGCCUGCCGUUCUGUGGGCACAAAAACAUCUGUUCACUUGCCACAAUCCAGAAGAUUCCUCGCUUACUAGUGGGAGCUGCUGAUGGCUAUUUGUACAUGUACAACCUGGACCCCCAAGAAGGAGGAGAGUGCACAUUAAUGAAACAGCACAAGCUUGAUGGCAGUAUGGAGCCAGCAAAUGAAAUUUUAGAGUCUGCGUCACAUGACCGGCCAUUAGUAGCACAGACAUACAGUGCUGCUGUGACUAAAGCCUAUACAGAGGACCUGGGCGCAGUGGGUGGAGCUUGCUUGGAAGAUGAAACCAACGCCCUGCGACUGGACGAAGACAGUGAGCAUCCCCCCAUGAUUCUUCGGACAGACUGAACUUUGACCCGUGAACUCACUCCUGAAGCAGAGAACACUGGCUUGACGUUUCUUGAGGAAUCUUGUGUUAUGCUGCUAUGAACUUUGACAUGAGUUGGGAGAGAGGAUGACAGACUCUAAAGUUUUAAAAAUUGUAGCUGUAGUCCUAAUUCUAUACCAUUGGAGAAAAAAAAAAUACACGGUUUUCAAUUCA
Molecule: messenger RNA, 1417 nt
Organism: Gavialis gangeticus (Gharial)
Lineage: Eukaryota; Metazoa; Chordata; Crocodylia; Gavialidae
Gene: WIPI2
Product: WD repeat domain, phosphoinositide interacting 2
Exons: 11
Biological process (GO): nucleophagy; protein lipidation; protein localization to phagophore assembly site
Cellular component (GO): phagophore assembly site membrane; cytosol; extrinsic component of membrane
Molecular function (GO): phosphatidylinositol-3,5-bisphosphate binding; protein binding; phosphatidylinositol-3-phosphate binding
Source: RefSeq, a predicted model, not a curated record